Molecule: messenger RNA, 1645 nt
Organism: Pogoniulus pusillus (Red-fronted tinkerbird)
Lineage: Eukaryota; Metazoa; Chordata; Aves; Piciformes; Lybiidae
Product: very-long-chain enoyl-CoA reductase-like
Exons: 13
Coding region: 40-978 (312 amino acids)
Biological process (GO): very long-chain fatty acid biosynthetic process
Molecular function (GO): oxidoreductase activity, acting on the CH-CH group of donors
Source: RefSeq, a predicted model, not a curated record
AAGGUGCCGCGGCGGCGGGAGGCGGCGGCGGCCCGCAGGAUGGGCGGCGGAGUCGGCUUCUUCGAGGUGGAAAUCCUUGACUGGAAGACAAAGAAACAGCUAUGCUUCCUAGAUAAGGUGGAACCAAAUGCCACCAUUAGGGAGAUCAGACUGAUGUUCCACAAAUUCUAUCCUCAGUGGUAUCCAGCAAGGCAGUCAAUAAAACUUGAUCCAAAAGGAAAGUCUCUGAAGGAUGAGGAAAUCCUGCAGCACCUCCCUGUUGGCACAACUGCUACCUUAUAUUUUAAAGAUUUAGGGCCACAGAUAGGCUGGACUAUGGUGUUUUUGAUAGAAUAUACAGGUCCAUUGUUCAUCUAUUUUCUGUUUUAUUUCCGCAUGCCUUUUGUCUAUGGACUGGAUGAGAGUUUUACAUCAAGCCCACAUCCAGUAGUUAACUUGGCAUGUAUCUGCCAUUCUUUCCACUACAUCAAAAGGUUGAUUGAAACAGUAUUUGUUCAUCGGUUCUCCCAUGGGACUAUGCCACUGAGGAAUAUUGUGAAGAACUGCUUGUAUUACUGGGGAUUUGCAGCUUGGCUUGCUUAUUACAUCAAUCAUCCUCUUUACACGCCUCCUUCUUAUGGGAAAAAGCAGAUAAAUUUUGCUGUGGUCAUGUUUCUGCUUUGUGAAGCUGGAAACUUUUCCAUUCACGUUGCACUCAGUGACCUCCGGAGAAAAGGAUCCAAAACCCGUAAGAUCCCAUAUCCAACAAAGAAUCCUUUCACAUGGCUGUUUUUCUUUGUAUCUUGCCCUAACUAUACAUAUGAGGUGGGGACCUGGAUCAGUUUCACUAUCAUGACUCAGUGUGUUCCAGUGGGGCUGUUCACCUUUCUUUGCUUCAUUCAGAUGACAAUUUGGGCAAAGGACAAACAUUGCACCUACCUCCGGGAAUUCAAGGAUUAUCCGAGUCUUCGAAUGCCCAUUAUCCCCUUUUUGUUAUAAGAAAGAAGGCUUAGUUUGAACAUUGCACAGAACUGCAAGAAGAAACAGAUGAUAAACCUAUCAAAUAAGUGAAUUAAUUGGAAGGGUUUUGGUGCACACUGAAUCUCCGUUGUUGAGAGAAAAUACAUGCGCUUGAGAACUACCAAAAGCCUCUACAGUUCACUGAUUUGAUUGGCUUAGGUUUUCCUCUGCUAGUGUAUUUAGACUGAUGAUUCGGAGAUGUGGAGAAGUCUGUGCUGAAAAGCAGCUCCAAAUUUAGCAUGGUAUCCUGGAAGACAUAAGUGCAUUGGAACGAGGACAGACCAGCUAACUACUAGAGCUCAGCUCAGCCAGCACAGCCAGCUGACCUGAAGACAUCUGCAUGACCUGCUGCCUUUGACUUGGAGAAGAGUGUGCUGCCUGGUGGCAGGUGCUCUGUAACAAAUAUUACCAAAGAACAUGAAUGGCUUCUGGAAUAAAGAAGUAGGCAAUAUCUCACAUACCUGAUUUGGGUCUAACCACAAGUAUUUGAUUUGGGUCUAACUGCAGAUACCUCAUUUGGAUCUAACCUCAAACACCUGAUUUGGGUCUAACUGCAAGUACCUGGUUUGGGUCUAACCUCAAAUGCCUGAUUUGGGUCUAACAGCAAAUACCUGAUUUGGGUCUAACCUCAAAUGCCUGGUUUGGG